AUGUCUGUUGCACAAGUUGAGGACCGGAUGCAGGAGGUCAAAGACAGCUCGGAGAUCGAGAGCGAUAUCUCGACGUGCGUCGUAAGCGACGACUUCUCUACGGACUCGGAGAAGCAGUCCGCUGGCCGACGCCUUUCCAUGUUCAGCCAUGGAGCCGUCCUGCCCACAGCCGUUUGCCUGAGCAAGGCUGCUAUUGGCGCAGGAGUUUUGACCAUGCCAGGCCACGCGGCGGAAGUGGGUGUCGUUUUCCAAACUUUCGCGCUGAUUGGAGGAGCCGUUCUUACACUGUCCAGCAUCCGCUUUAUCGCCACGGCCUGCAUCGCCACAGGCUGCUACAGCUACGAGGACUUGUGUGAUGAAUUGCUCCACCCUGUGAUCGCCCUCUUCACUGGGUUCAUGAACACUCUGAACUGCAUUGGUUCUGCAGUGGGCUACCUCAUCAUUUGCGGCCAACUCUUCGGCGUGGUCACUGGUGCAUCAGAGCCUCACUGCAAGCUGUUUAUUGUGCUCACGGGUGUCUUCGUUUGUGCUCCACUGGCCAUUGCCAGGCAUGUCAGCUGCAUGCGGCAUCUGGCUGCAGGGAGCAUCGCCGCGCUUCUCAUCUUGGUCGCUUGCGUCAUGUGGUAUUAUGCCGAGCACGGAGCAGAUGAGACCAUUGUCACCCCGGACGAUGUGUUUUUCUCUUCCACGGCCACGGCCUUCACCUACAUGUCAAGCAUUAACAAUGUCGUUUUUGCCUAUAACAACCAGUUCAAUGUGCCCCAACUUACCGGAGAGCUGAAGCCGGAGCCAACGACGAUGCGCAUGCACACAGCGGCUGUCAUCUGCCUGGUCAUGUGCUUUGUGGUCUACAUCUUCACGUCUGUGUUCGGGGUGCUGGCCUUCGGCAUUGGAGAUCACCAGAAAGAGUCCCUGGUGAACUCCUUGAAGCCCGUUGGACACAACCCGUUUGUGGUGCUGACCAUGCUGGGCCUAAUGCUCAGCGUGCUUACAUGUUUCCAGUUCCAUGUCUACCCGGUGCGUCAGUUCGCUGCUUAUUUGGUGCGACGCAUCCGCAAGCGUGAUGCCAAUACCGAGAAGGAGGACAAAGUCAUUUGGGGCAAAACGGUGACUAGGUGGUUCGACAUCUUCUGCGCCCUCUCCAGCGUGGCUGUGAUAAUCUUCAUUGCGGUGGUCGUCAAAGACCUGAGGACGGUGCUGCAGUUUGUGGGGUCCUUUGCAUCGGCCUACAUUGCGUUCAUCGUGCCACCCAUUUGGCUCCUCCAGGUUCGACGCCGCUCUCCGAGCUUCCGCUGGUGCAAGGCCGAGACCCAGCUCUGUUUGCUGGUGCUCUCCUUGGGCAGCUUCUUCUUUGCAUUCGGCCUUCCCCCGGGGCGCGCUGGAGGAGCAACAGAAGCGGAACCGCCGAAGCGGCAUGCCAGCGCGUCACCAGGCAUGGCUGCCCGGGCACAGCGUGCGCAGGUGCCGCCUUCUCCGAAGGCGCCAGCGGUCCUUGGCAAAUUUGCGGACUUUGAGCGCGUGGUCUUGCUGCCGCCUUGUGCGACACACUGGUCACAGCAGCCCUCACCUCCUCCCGAGGAGAAGGUUGUGAGCGAUGCCUGCCGAGGGUGUCUCGCUUGGCCAAAGGAGCCGGCAGACCUAGCAUCGCGCAUCGGCGAGAUGAUCGGCAAGGAGCGGCCGGAGCUUUUUGUCCUGGUAGUCCCGGGGCCUUGCACGACGGAUGCCCAGGACAUGUUUGGAGAGGGGUUUGACAUCUUCGCAGAGCUACAGGUGCAGCCACAGCUUGUUGCGAUCGUGUUGGCGAGGAGCUCAAAGGCUGGGCCAUCUCUGGCACCGGCGCCGGUGGCGCCCCAGCAGGAGGGCGCUAGCAGUGGGACCGAGGUCCUCCUCCACACGGUGCGUGGCGGCCAUGCCGCUCAGGUGCAGCGAGCCGUGUCCGCUGCCCUGCAGGUGGAGGAAAGCCAAGGAUCCAGAGCCUCAGAGUGUUACUUCGCGCUCGCUCGCCUGUUGGAUUUCAAGCUGGACCUCUUCGUCCUUUGGCGCCGCGCGUCGGUACCGGCCAGCUCCUUCAAUGCGGCAGGGGAGCGCCUGGCACUACGUGUGGGAAGUUCGGUGGUCGACAUCUUCAUCUUCGCGGGCGUGCCGGAGCCUACCAUGAUCGAGAAGAGGCUGGUGCUGGCACCCACCGGAGCCGGAAAGUCUACAUGGCGCACCCACGCGCCCGUGUUCUGCCCAGAAGGCGAGGUUCUGGAUGAAGUGACCUUCCAUCCGGCCUACCACAGGCCUGUACGACUCAAGCACGGAAGCUGGCUCAAGAGCGAGGAGCCCGCUCCCUCGAUAUUCCUCCGGGAUCUGCGGCUUUUACGACGCUGGCUUCGUGCAGACCGCCGUCGACGGGUUACAUUCAACUGCAGCGGCGAGGUGCUGGAGAAGGCCUGCGAGCUGAACCUCCUGCGGCCCGAGGAGGUUUGUGUCGUGCUCCCGCACGAGGUGGUGCACCAGCGCUUCAUUUCUGCACGAAAGGCUGCCUUGGACGGACUUCCGAGGACCAAAAAGCCGAAGGUAGAUCCCUCCUUGUCACAGUGGGAGGCAGGACCUCGGCAGAAUCGAGAAAUGCUGCGGACUGCAGCUGAAAAGUGCGGCAUCAGUGCCUACACCUCCUUCGCUGGGGCAAUGGGUGCUGCAGUCCACAUCUUUUGCAUGCUCAGGAGACAUCAAGGCUCCAGCGAGGAGCCCUUCUUGGUGGAGCCGGCAUUGGAGGAGCUCCAGGCCAAGCACGACCUCACCAUGGCCUGUGGCCGACGUAUUGUCGACUGGAUCAGCAAAGGCGGCAGCGUUACAGAGUCCAGCGACCUGCCGGGAGCCGGUGAGCGCGCCGUCUGGCAGGUGAGCGCGGAGUCUUGCGACUCUGACACAUAUAUCGUCAAGAGCACAUCUGGCUUCCUGCUGCUGACGGAUGGGCGCACCUUGAUCAGCGCAGAGGAUCCGUAUCGUGAAGCUUCUGAAGUCUUCUGGUCCCGUGCUCCUGACGAAGCAGAGACGGCGCAAGAAAGUUUUUGGCUCUGCGGCCGCGAUGCCGGACAGCGCCUUCACGCCCGACGGUGUACUGGAUGCGCCUCCUUCGACCCGCCAGGGCCAUGGAGGCACGUGCUUCCCGUGGACCGCUUGGCAGACGAGGGCGAUGUCAUCCUGUGGUACCCGGGAUCUUUCGCGCCCUUCCACCUGGGCCAUCUUGACUGCCUGCGAGCUGCGCGGCAUGGGCUUCAACAGCGUGGCAUGAAAGUGGCAGGUGCCUACGCGAAGCCCCAGAUGCCACGGAGCCUGCGAUACAAGAACCUAGACGAGCAUGGGGCGUCGAUCUUUUCUUCCGGCCCCGUCCGACUGCGACUUCUGGAGCUCGUGGCUGCCCAAGAGGACUGGGUCAUGGCGGACCCUUACGGCGUACUUCGCGGGACUGGAAACAACUUCCAGGACCUUCGAGCCUUUCGUGCCAAUUUGAGGGCUACGCUUUCGCGACUGGGAUCAGGUCGCGCUGAGUGGGCAUCCUCCGUGGAGAUCGUUUGGGUGAUCGGGGAUGAUGCCUUUCCACAUCUCAGAGACAAACUUCUCAGCAGGGAGGACGUGCCGAAGGACGAUGCCCUGAAACAGGUGGGCCCCAUGCGGAUGUGUGUCGUGCACAACAGACCAUCCCAGUGGACGGCACUUGGGCCGGGCACAGAAGGUUUGCCUUUCCCCGUGUGA
Symbiodinium sp. CCMP2592 is the source of this 3741-nucleotide messenger RNA. NCBI's taxonomy places the organism in Eukaryota, Dinophyceae, Suessiales, Symbiodiniaceae. The record is from the annotation of a GenBank genome assembly.